AUGGCCGCUGUCGCUAAGCCCGGUGUUGAGAAGGCGGGUGUGGAGGCGGAGGUGGCUCAGGUGCACCGCAUCAGGAUCACCCUCACCUCCAGGAACGUUAAGAACCUGGAGAAAGUGUGCGCUGACCUGAUCCGCGGCGCCAAGGACAAGCAGCUCAAGGUGAAGGGCCCCGUGCGCAUGCCCACCAAGGUGCUGCGCAUCACCACCCGCAAGUCGCCCUGCGGUGAGGGUACCAACACCUGGGACCGCUUCGAGAUGCGCAUCCACAAGCGCCUCAUCGACCUGCGCUCCCCCGCCGACGUGGUCAAGCAGAUCACCUCGAUCAGCAUCGAGCCCGGGGUUGAGGUGGAGGUCACCAUCGCUGAUGUGUAA
Monoraphidium neglectum is the source of this 372-nucleotide messenger RNA. RefSeq names its product 40S ribosomal protein S20-1. The transcript has 3 exons. The record is from RefSeq and is a predicted model, not a curated record. Gene Ontology annotation, cellular component: cytosolic small ribosomal subunit; ribosome. Gene Ontology annotation, molecular function: structural constituent of ribosome. Bases 1 to 372 code for a protein of 123 amino acids. NCBI's taxonomy places the organism in Eukaryota, Viridiplantae, Chlorophyta, Chlorophyceae, Sphaeropleales, Selenastraceae. Gene Ontology annotation, biological process: translation.